Sorex fumeus (smoky shrew) is the source of this 1737-nucleotide messenger RNA. It is a transcript of the gene HRG, whose product is annotated as histidine rich glycoprotein. The transcript is spliced from 7 exons. The coding region runs from base 70 to 1647 and encodes 525 amino acids. NCBI's taxonomy places the organism in Eukaryota, Metazoa, Chordata, Mammalia, Eulipotyphla, Soricidae. Gene Ontology annotation, molecular function: cysteine-type endopeptidase inhibitor activity; serine-type endopeptidase inhibitor activity; zinc ion binding. The record is from RefSeq and is a predicted model, not a curated record. Gene Ontology annotation, cellular component: blood microparticle; endolysosome; extracellular region. Gene Ontology annotation, biological process: negative regulation of endopeptidase activity; regulation of platelet activation; heme transport.
GGAACACCUGUAUAAAAUUCUCUACAGUGUUAUAACAAGUGGUUGGAAUGAUUUGCCCUUUGUAACAAAAUGAAGGCUUUCACUGCAGUGCUGCUUCUGAACCUUUGCAUCACGCUGCCGUAUGCUUUCGCUCUGAGUCCCACAGAAUGUAAUGCAGUUGAGGCUGUGGCUGGGAAAGCCCUAGACCUGGUCAAUAAAGGACGACGGGAUGGCUACCUUUUCCAGUUGCUGCGAGUCGCUGAUGCCCACGUGGACAAAGGGGAAUCUUCAACUGUCUAUUAUUUAGUUUUAGACGUGAUAGAAUCUGAUUGUUCGGUCUUAUCCAGGAAAUUUUGGGAUGACUGUGAGCCAGAUUUUUCUAGACAUCCAACUCACACUGUGAUUGGGAAAUGUAAGGUAAUAGCAACAACACGGUUGAAUGAAUCUCAGUAUCCACGAGUAGAUCACUUUAACUGCACCACAAGUUCUGUCUCUUCAGCACUGACCAAUACCAAAGACAGUCCUGUACUCAUUGAUUACUUUGAAGAUACUGAGCACUACAGAAAACAAGCUGAAAAGGCACUUGAGAAGUACAAAGAGGAGAAUGGUGACUUUGCCUCAUUCAAAGUGGACCAAGUGGAGAGAGUGUCAAGAGUGAGAGGAGAGGAAAGAACCAAUUACUACUUUGAUUUCUCUGUGAGGAAUUGCUCUGCUUACCACUUUCCCAGGCACUCCAAAGUUUUUGGAUUCUGCAAAGCAUAUUUUUCCUAUGAUCCACAAGCCUCUGACUUGGAAAAUCCAAAUUAUAUCAAUGUAAACUGUGAAGUCUUUAACAUUGAGGAACAUAGAAACAUGAGCGGUGUCCAUCCCCUCUUUGGCCAUCACAACCACUCUUGGCAUGAGCAUUCUCAUGAAAGGACACCUCCAUUUAGGCCCAAGGGAUCCAGAGACCAUCAUUCCCACAAGACACAUAAAUUUGAAUGCCCACCUUCUGGAGAAGAUGAAAGGCCACCAUCUCAAAUAGGAUCUACCUCACCAUCGCUCUCUUCAAGGUCAAGAUGUCAUCCCCACCAUCUUGACACCGAUGGGAUCCAUGGACCACCUCAUAACCACAGUUCGAGUGAGCACCAUCCCCACAAACACCAUCCCCAUGGACACCGUCCUCAUGGACACCACCGCCAUGGGCACCACCCCCACAGUCAGGAGGCCCCUGGUCAACACUCCCGUGAACACCAUCCUCACGGACACCAUCCUCAUGGGCACCCUCCUCACAGGAACCAUUCUCCUGGGCACCAUCCUCACAGACACCAUCCCCCUGGUCAUGGUUUCCAUGACUUUGGACCCUGUGACCCACCACCCCAUAGGCAAGGUCACCAUCACCGCCCUCAUCAUCAUGGCCCACCACCAAGGAAUUCAGAGGAAAGAGAUCCAAGAGGUCCAGGUAGAGGAAAGUUUCCCUUCCCAAGGGGCCCUUUUGGAACUGUUCACCAACUCCCACCACUGAAGACAGGAGAAGUUCUUCCUCCUCCUGAAGCUAACUUUCCCAUCUUCUCAUUGCCACAUCACAAACAUUCAAAGCCAGAGCUUCAGCCCUUUCCUCAGUCACCCUCUGAGUCAUGUCCAGGGAAGCAUAAAGAUGACUUUCCCCGAGUCUCCAAGUUUUUUUGAGAUUCAAAAUACAUCUAAUUUUCUUCCUAAAGGAAACAGAAUUACCCUUUGAAUUAAAGCUGGAAAUAAAAUAUGACCAGUAAAAUGAAA